Molecule: messenger RNA, 2926 nt
Organism: Aplysia californica (California sea hare)
Lineage: Eukaryota; Metazoa; Mollusca; Gastropoda; Aplysiida; Aplysiidae
Product: bromodomain-containing protein 7
Exons: 14
Coding region: 277-2397 (706 amino acids)
Biological process (GO): regulation of transcription by RNA polymerase II
Cellular component (GO): nucleus
Source: RefSeq, a predicted model, not a curated record
AAUUUGUAAUUUACUGGGAGAGAUAGAUCACAUUUGUUUGUUUUUUUAGAGGUAGGCCGAAGCAAUUUAAUACAAGAACAAACUAUCGAAAUUGUGCUCGUUGAAAAAACCUGGCUAAUACAGAUGAUUGUUUGGGUUGUGUGCAGGAUAAAGGAACACCGUGUGUUGUCGACCGAGGCUUUGGUUGGCGAAGCAGUAGAUUCUAGUACAGAAAAUACUACUGUAGGCAACACUUUUUUUCCAUUUUGAAAGUUAUUUUUUCCAUUAUAUAACAAAAUGGGGAGCAAGAAACACAAGAAGCAUAAGUCCGACAACAAGCCCAGCAUCGACCAAGACGAUGGCUCUCAAGAAAAACCUCUGAAACUAGUUCUGAAUUUGAAAGUAGGAGGUGGAUCAAGUCAAGAAUCUCUGCCAGAUGCAGCUGGUUCCCCACAAACUGAGGAGCGGAGACAUAAACACAAGAAAAAGAAGAAAAAGAAAUCAAGCGACAAGGAUAGAGAGAGGAGCAAAUAUGCUGAAGAAAGUUCAUCACUGAAGCGACCACAUGAAGAUAAUGAAAGUGGAGAUGAUGACGAAGAAGAAGUUGAAAAAGAAGAAACAUCACAUCAAUAUAAUGAGAUGGAAGAGGAUUCCGAUGGCAACUCAUCACCAAGCAGAAAAUUUCGGGAGCCUCGAAUGUGCACCAUUCGAGACAAUGAUGGGGCCAUAUUGAAACAAAUGUUGAAUUAUCUUCUUAAAAAUUUGCAGAACAAAGAUGUGAAUGGUUUCUUUGCCUUUCCUGUGACAGACAGCAUAGCUCCGGGCUACUCAAGUAUCAUCCUAUGCCCCAUGGACUUCAGCACUAUGGCUGCUAAAAUUGAGGCUGCUGAGUACUUUAAUGUCAUGGAGUUUAAGAAAGACUUCAUUCUGAUGUGCAACAAUGCCAUGACAUACAAUCGACCAGAUACGAUAUACUACAAGGAAGCAAAAAGAUUGCUUCAUCUGGGAAUCAAGCAGCUAAGCAAGGAAAAAUUGUUGUAUCUGAAGAAGACUCAGAGCUUUUUGACCAGUAUCACUUUACAAGAGCUGGGUUUUGAUGAAAGCGGUCACAUUAUGGAACCCAGUUCCGUUCCACCAGUGGAAGAAGCCAAGGACAAGCUGAAAGAUGAACCCAGUUUGGAAGUGGAUCCCAGCAAAAUGGACAGCAUGGUUGAGGAGGAGAUGUCUCCAGAGGAGAUCCUGGCCCAGGCUCAGGAGGCAGCGCAGAAAGCCAAGCACGCUCUCACCACCCGCAGGCCCAAGACUGAUUUAGGAUUUCUUCGCCAAGAAGAGGAUGGUACAACAUCAAUGACUAUUUUGAAUCCAUGGAAUGAUGGAACAGUGAGUUCCACUCAGAAAGUAAUUAGUCUUGGAGAUUACAUGGGCAAACUGAAAAAUGGCUCAGGAACUCUGUUCAAGUUUAAAGAAGACAAGAGGAACAAAGUUUGUCCAGAGACAUACCUCUGCUAUGGUCCAUUCAGCUCUCAUGCCCCAGCCUAUGAUUCCUCCUUUGCCUCAUGCACCAAAGAGGAAUCUGACUUACUGCUUGGUACAUAUGGUGGGGAAACAGGUGUGCAGUACGCGAAAAGUGUUCAGAAGUUUGUGGAGAAUGCUGGAAUCAGUGCUGUGGAAAUGGUGGACAAGUUGUUGGAUACGCUGACCAAUGGUCAACACUCUAAGGCUCGACUGCGUCAGGAGGAACAAAAAAGACGAGAGGAAGAAUUGGCCGAGAAAGCUCUUCAAGAUGAAAUGAUAGCAAAAGCACAAAAGGCUGCGGAGGAAGCAGAACGUGCUGCAGCUCCAAAAGACCCUGUGCAGCACAAGCUCAAUGAAACGGCAGCCAUCUUGUCUGAACUGUCACAGACGCAGAAGGAGCGGCUGAGUCAAGACCCUCCUCCUCACCUCGGCUUUAUCGCACAACCCUCCGACAAAGAAGCAGAUCUUGCCAAUAAAGUCACAGACAACUUGGUGACUAUGGCCAAGCAGGUGUACCCCGGGGAUGUGGUCAGCACUGGUGCGGUGCGCAGUGCUAUGGGCAUCACUAACUAUACUACGAGUGGUCCAAACCAAGUUGGUGCCAGGGCUCAAGCUAGCAGCCUUUCAGGAUCGGCUCAGAACUCCAAGACAUCAGACAGGCAGAAGUCGGCAACAGUUGUAGACGACUCUGAUGAUGACAGUGGGGAUGAGGAUGAUGAUGACGACGACGACGACGACGACGAUGAUGCUGACGAUGAUGAUGAUGAUGAUGAUGCUAGUGAUGGGGAGGGGGAGAGUGGGAACGAUGGGAUGGACAGUGUGGAUGAUUCAGCUGAUGGUGCUGGGGCGAGCGGCGGUGGUGAGGCAGGGGACACAUCAGGGCUUGGUAUGGAAGUUGUCUGAGUAGAGGCGGCUGUCCCCAGUGUGUGCCUAAUGAGAGUCGGGUGGGAAGUCAUAGUCAAGGUGUCGCAAGUGGUUGGGAUCCAUGUAAUAAAAAAGUACCAUUUUCCUUUUAGAAACAUUGAGAUGUUUAAUUUGACCUACCCACAGAGCUGUUUCUGAGAAUGAAAGUAUUUCAUUAAAAAAACAAAAAAACAAUCUUACUUUUUGAAGAUUCUUGUUGCUUGCUCGGGUUGAACAACAGCCUUCUAUCUUGUGAAUGGAGACUUAAAGUUCUUCAAAUUUUUAUGAACAGAUGAAGUUCAAGACGUGUUACUACUUUUAGAUAUGCUUGGCUUGCAUGUGACACCAAUGUAAAUAAUGUUAUUCUAUUAUUUUUCAUUCAUCUCCCUCUCAUUUCCCUCUGACUAUUCAGCUGUUUAUGUUUUAAAUGUUGUUUAUAAUGUUGUAAAUCAUACAAUAGUCUUUUUUUUUUUUUUUUAAAUGGAAGAUGUAAUUGACCAAAUGAAUAAAACAACAAACCAACAUGUGA